Molecule: messenger RNA, 8857 nt
Organism: Haliotis rufescens (red abalone)
Lineage: Eukaryota; Metazoa; Mollusca; Gastropoda; Lepetellida; Haliotidae
Product: activating signal cointegrator 1 complex subunit 3-like
Exons: 43
Coding region: 144-6740 (2198 amino acids)
Molecular function (GO): ATP hydrolysis activity; nucleic acid binding; ATP binding
Source: RefSeq, a predicted model, not a curated record
ACUCCCAAUUCUUGCAUCUGUUGCAAAACGAGACGAAAGAAAGUUUUAUACCUCUUAUCUUCUGUCAAUCCUUAAAGCAUUGGAUUAACUAAUCGUCACCCACUUUAGACACAUGCUUACUCAGAUAGUUCGCUGUGACUGAUAUGGUGAGCUUGCCGCGCCUUACUGGCGCACUCCGAGUUUUCUCCAAUGUUUCGGCCAGUGAGGUUCAAGGGGCCGGGGGUAAUGACGAUCUGGCACAGCGCAGACUGCUGUCAGCAGAGAAAGAAAACAAGGGAGGUCACUCCUGGCAAGAUCUGGUGACUUUACUGCAGAAGCGAGGAGAUGUAGAAGCCAAGGAGUCCUCAGCUGUCCUGAAACAACUCAUUGCCUGCGCCAGAUCUAUUGUUGGCGGUGAAGCAUCCUCGGACAUUGUGGAGGGAGCAGCAGCGUACCUGUUUGAAAUUUUCAAAUUUGCAGAGAGCGUGGGUCAGAGAGAGACGACGACUCUGAGGAGCAUCUUCGGCCCAUUCCCAGCCACCGCAGCAACGAAAGCAUGUGAGCUGGUCUCCCGCAUCGUGUCCUGGUUGCCAGGCGACGUCCUCCUGGAGGAUGACUUCCACGGUCGGGAGGAAGCAGAUGGAGCAGCCAUUAUUCAGGAAUUCGGGAAAAAUAUCAAAUUCUUAACUCCAGCACUAGAUAGGGAAGAAGAGUUGUCGAGUUCUGAAUCUGAAGAUGAAGUGGAAGAGAAAAAUGUAGAUUUGAAAUAUAACGCUCCGCCCGUGUCGGAGAAGAAGGCUGCAGAGGGGGGAGCAGGACGGUUGGAGGACAGGUGUGACUCAUCAUGGCUCCUGCAGGAAGUGAGGAAGUACUUCUCAUCGGGGGAAACAGACAUCGGGCUGAGUCUAGAGGACCUGUCCACCACCAUCUUCGAGGUUCUGUGUUCCACCAAGACAGAUGAGGAACUGCAGAAUGAGCUGUUUGAGCUGCUUGGUUUUGACCGUUUUGGGCUGAUUCAAAGUCUGCUGUCGAACCGGAGUCGCCUAAUGAAGACCCUAGUGGCCGACACUAACAGAGCCGCAAUAGCAAAAGUGCAGGCCCAGAGAAAGAAGGAAGUGGACAGACCAACCUAUGGUUGCCAGGUUACAAUACAGUCCGAGGAAGAGAAACAGCUGAUGAAGCAGAUACGUAGGGAGGAGAAGAAACUGUCCAAGCGGGACGGGAAGAAAGUGGAGGAAGAAGGAAAGAAAGCCUUCAACCCCCUGGAGAUGCGCGCCCAGAGGGAGGCGGCGCUGCAGGUGGCCUCCAAUCGUCCCCUGUUCACCAGCAGCAGCAAGGUCUACCAGAGAGAGAAAUACCCAUUCGUGUUCGACUCUUACGAGGAGGCGAGACAGUCAUCAGCAUACGUGGGGGGGAGCAGCAUGGUGUUGCCCCAAGGGUUCAAUCGUACGGACAACAAGGAGUACGAGGAGGUGUCCGUCCCCCCCAACGACCCCGCCCCUAUCGAUGUGGGGCAGAGGCUCAUUCCUAUUGAUGAGUUGGAUGAGAUUGGUCAGCUGGCGUUCCGCGGAAUGAAGAGCUUGAACCGCAUCCAGUCUGUGGUGUUUGAAGCUGCCUACAAGACCAAUGAGAACCUGCUGAUCUGUGCCCCAACUGGCGCCGGUAAAACCAACAUCGCCAUGUUGACCAUCCUGCACGAGCUGAAUCAGCACUUGUCCCAGGGCGUCAUCAAGAAAGACGAGUUCAAGAUUGUGUAUGUUGCUCCCAUGAAAGCUCUGGCGGCAGAAAUGGUUCGGAACUUCGGUGGACGUCUGGAGCCACUAGGUAUUGCAGUACGGGAACUGACCGGGGACAUGUCCCUCACAAAGGCUGAGAUCCUGAAAACACAGAUGCUGGUGACGACCCCCGAGAAGUGGGAUGUGGUGACGAGGAAGAGUACAGGUGACGUGGCCCUGGCUCAGCUGGUGAAACUGCUCAUCAUCGACGAGGUCCAUCUGCUCCAUGACGACCGGGGGCCCGUCAUCGAGAGUCUCGUGGCCAGGACUAUAAGACAGGUGGAGAGUACUCAGAGUAUGAUCCGUAUUGUGGGUCUCUCGGCAACGCUGCCCAACUACAUCGACGUGGCCAGGUUCCUCAACGUCAACCCCUACCUCGGACUGUUCUUCUUUGAUGGAAGGUUCAGACCUGUGCCCCUCGGCCAGACCUUCAUAGGUGUGAAGGCCACGAACCGGGUGCAGCAGAUGAUGGAGUUUAACAACGUCUGCUACGACAAGGUGGUGGCACAGAUCAAGGCCGGCUACCAGGUGAUGGUGUUCGUCCACGCCCGUAAUGAGACAGUGAGGACGGCCAUGAUGUUGCGGGACUACUCCAAGAACCGAGGUCACUCCCAGCUGUUCCUUGCUGACCAGGGUCGCAGCUACGGCGAGGCUCAGAAGAAUUUGCUGAGGUCCAGGAACAAGCAGCUGAAGGACCUGUUCCCGGACGGCUUCAGCAUGCAUCAUGCCGGGAUGCUGCGCCAGGACCGGAACCUGGUCGAGCGGUACUUCAGCGAUGGCCACAUCAAGGUGUUGGUGUGUACGGCCACCCUGGCGUGGGGGGUCAAUCUGCCCGCCCACGCUGUCAUCAUCAAGGGCACGCAACUGUACGAUGCGAAGCGAGGCUCCUUCGUAGACUUAGGAAUCCUGGACGUGAUGCAGAUCUUCGGUCGCGCUGGUCGACCCCAGUUUGACAAGUUCGGUCAUGGCACAAUCAUCACAACCCAUGACAAGCUGAGCCACUAUCUGUCCCUGAUGACCAGACAGAACCCCAUCGAGAGCCAGUUCAUCAACAGUCUCACAGACAAUCUCAAUGCUGAGGUUGCGCUGGGCACGGUGACCAACAUGGAGGAGGCAGUCAAAUGGCUGAGCUACACGUACCUGUACGUCCGGAUGAGGAUCAACCCCCUGGCUUACGGCAUCCCGUACGGCGUCGUCCAGGACGAUCCGAGCUUGGAGGUCCACCGGUGUGACCUCAUCACGGAAGCUGGACGCAAGUUGGACAAAGCCAUGAUGGUCAGAUUCGACGAGAGGACCUCCUACUUCUCCUCCACAGACUUUGGCCGCAUUGCCAGCCACUUCUACAUCAAGUACGACACCAUGGAGACAAUCAACGAGUUCUUCAAGCCCCAUAUGGCGGAACCGGAUGUGUUUAACGUCUUGGCCAAGUCGCAGGAGUUCCAACAAAUCAAGGUCCGUGAGGACGAGAUGGAUGAGCUGGACAACCUGAUGUUCGAUGCGUGCGAGUUGCCCGUGGCAGGGGGAAAGGAAAACCCAAACGGGAAAGUGAACAUCUUGCUUCAGGCGUACGUCUCGCGGCAUGGACUCGAGUCCUUCUCCCUCAUCUCCGACAUGUCCUACGUAGCUCAGAACGCCUCCAGGAUCAUGCGCGCCCUGUUUGAGAUGGCGCUAAAGAAGGGUUGGCCAAUAAUGGCAAGUCGGCUGUUGUCGCUGAGCAAGGUGGUGGACAAGAGGUUGUGGGCUCACGAACACCCACUGCGACAGUUCCCCAUCCUCUCGCAGGAGAUCCUCAACAAGAUCGAGGCCAGGAACCUCUACAUAGACCGACUGAAAGACAUGGACGCCAAGGAGAUCGGUCACAUCGUCCACCACAUCAGGAUGGGCGUCAUCAUCAAGAGGUGCGUCAACCAGAUUCCCGCACUCAUCCUGGACGCCAGCAUCCAGCCCAUCACACGCACUGUUCUCCGAGUGAGGCUCACCAUCACUGCGGACUUCAGCUGGGAUGAUAAGGUUCACGGCAGUGCGACGGAGCCGUUCUGGGUGUGGGUGGAGGACCCAGACAACAACCACAUCUACCACUCAGACUAUUUCCUGCUCCACAAGAAACAUGUGGUGAAGGACGAGCCCCAGAGCUUGGUGUUCACCAUCCCCAUCUUCGAGCCGCUGCCCACCCAGUACUAUGUGAAGGCUGUGUCGGACCGGUGGCUGGGGUCGGAGGCCGUCUUUCCAAUCUCCUUCCAACAUCUCAUCCUGCCGGAGAGACAUCCCCCUCACACAGAGCUUCUUGACCUUCAGCCAUUGCCAAUAUCUGCCCUGAAGAACCCUCAGUACGAGGCGCUGUAUCGCUUCACCCACUUCAACCCCAUUCAGACCCAGAUCUUCCACACCCUGUACCACAGUGACUGCAAUGUGCUGCUUGGUGCGCCCACCGGGUCCGGCAAGACGGUCGCCGCCGAGAUGGCAAUAUUUAGGAUAUUCAACCAGUACCCCAAACACAAGGCGGUGUACAUCGCGCCGCUGAAGGCGUUGGUCCGGGAGAGGAUGGAGGACUGGAAGGUCCGGAUAGAACAGAAGCUGGGGAAGAAAGUGGUGGAACUGACAGGGGACGUCACCCCUGACAUGCGAGCUGUUGCCAAUGCUGACCUGAUAGUGACAACUCCUGAGAAGUGGGAUGGUGUCAGUCGGUCAUGGCAGACUCGUAGCUACGUCAAGUCUGUUGCCCUGCUGGUCAUAGACGAAAUCCACCUGCUGGGUGAUGAUCGAGGUCCUGUUCUGGAGGUCAUUGUUUCCCGAACAAACUUCAUCUCCAGCACCACCAUGACCAAGGUCAGGGUCGUUGGGCUCUCCACGGCUCUGGCCAACGCUCGUGACCUCGCUGACUGGUUAGCUAUUAGACAGAUGGGUCUGUUCAACUUCCGUCCAUCUGUCCGCCCCGUCCCGCUGGAGGUUCACAUCAAUGGUUUCCCAGGGCAACACUACUGUCCCCGCAUGGCAACCAUGAACAAACCCACAUUCCAGGCUGUGAAGACCCAUUCCCCAGAGAAGCCAGUAUUGGUGUUUGUGUCGUCCCGGCGACAGACGCGGCUCACUGCCCUCGACCUCAUCGCCUUCCUUGCCGCCGAGGAUAACCCCAAGCAGUGGCUGCGCAUGGCCGAAAUGGAGAUGGAGAACAUCAUCAGUGGAAUCAAGGACACCAACUUGAAGCUGACGUUGGCAUUCGGCAUUGGCAUCCAUCAUGCUGGGCUGGUGGAGAGAGAUCGCAAGAUCUGCGAGGAGCUCUUCGUCAACCAGAGAAUACAGGUACUCAUUGCAACCAGUACUCUCGCCUGGGGAGUCAACUUCCCCGCUCAUCUUGUGGUUGUCAAGGGAACCGAGUACUUUGAUGGGAAGACCAGGAGAUAUGUCGACUUCCCCAUCACAGACGUACUACAGAUGAUGGGGCGGGCCGGCCGGCCGCAGUUCGAUGACCAGGGCAAGGCGGUCAUCUUGGUUCAUGACAUCAAGAAACAUUUCUACAAGAAGUUCCUCUAUGAACCGUUCCCUGUUGAAUCCAAUUUACUGGAAGUACUACCUGACCAUCUAAAUGCUGAGGUUGUUGCCGGGACGAUUGCAUCCAAACAGGACGCCAUGGACUACAUCACUUGGACAUACUUCUUCAGGAGGCUGGUGAUGAACCCGAGUUACUACAAAUUGGACAACACAGAGCAGGACAUCAUUAACAAGUAUCUGUCUGGCUUGGUAGAGAAGGCACUGAUAGAACUCGAGGGUUCUUACUGUCUGCAAGUUGGUGAGGACAACCGCAGCAUCACGCCGCUGACCCUCGGCCGCAUCUCCUCCUACUACUACCUCAACCACAACACCGUGCGCAUGUUCUGUAACGAACUCAAGGCUGAGUCGACACUGCCAGAACUCUUGGACAUCUUGUCUAAUGCCCACGAGUAUGCGGAGCUCCCAGUCCGCCACAAUGAGGACCAGAUCAACAGCGACCUGGCCCAGAAGGUCCCCCUGGCGGUGAACCCCCACUCGUACGACUCCGCCCACACCAAGACCCACAUCCUGCUGCAGGCUCACUUCUCCCAGAUGCAGCUGCCGUCCACCGACUACUACACCGACACCAAGUCUGUCCUGGACCAGGCUAUCAGGAUCCUCCAGGCCAUGCUGGAUGUGUCAGCGGACCAGGGAUGGUUGGCGACGUCACUGCGGGUGAUUCAACUGAUCCAGAUGGUGGUGCAAGGUCGAUGGCUGGAGGACUCGACCCUCCUCACCCUCCCUAACGUCAUGCCCUACCACGUGUACUGCUUCAGGCCCCGAGGUGGAGGCGCCAGGCAGAAAGGUUUCCCAGAGCUGCGAGGACCAAUCGAAACUCUCCCAGAGCUUGUGGCGGUGUGUGAGGGGAAGUUUGAGGCCCUGGCUGCCAUGUUGAAUGGUGAAAUGAACCAGACAGAGAUCGAUCAGGUGUACCUCGUAUUGAGUCGUCUGCCACAAAUCCAGGUCUCUAUCAAGGUCAAGGGAUUCUGGGAAGGGUCACAAGGGAAGGAGCAGGAGAGAAUGGUCAAUCUGUCCAACACAGGUGGGCGGCAGCGAGACGCAGACUGGAUCAAGGUCCAUGCUGACCAGGAGUAUGUGCUGCAGGUCGACCUGGCCCGAGUUAACAAGACCCGGAAAUACGACACUAAGGCCCACAGUCCACGGUUCCCGAAGCCGAAGGACGAAGGCUGGAUGCUGGUUGUGGGCGAGGUGGAGGCCAAGGAACUCAUCGCCCUCAAGCGGAUGGGGUACGUGCGGAGUCGCUCCAAGGCCCAGCUCGCUCUGUACACCCCGGAGACGGUGGGGCGCGUCAUCUACACCCUCUACCUGAUGAGUGACGCCUACCUUGGUCUUGACCAGCAAUACGACAUCUGUCUGGACGUUGUACCAUCCAGCAUCGAGACACAGGUCAACACGGAGCUCAAGGAGGAACUAGAUGGUCUUGAUUUUGAUAGCUGAAAAUACCUGGUAUGAUAGGAUGAACAUGAAGUUGGCUUCAGGAGAAAGAGUGUGCGACAAUGUUGAAUGGACUUGAAUGUUGCAGGGAAACUGAUGUGUAUUCUGUGAACAUUCCACUCCAUUUCUCGGGAGGCUGUAUGUCUGGUUGAGUGAGUCCUGCAGGCCUGCAAGUCACUACGUGUGUGACAGAGAUAUUGUAGUGAGUUGUACACCUCUGAUUCAGCCAAGUUCAGUCAGGUCAUGUUGUGUUGUGUGUGGGGGGGUUGAGGGAACAUGUUUACUCUGGCUGGGGCGACCUGAUGCAUGCUGGGGCGACCUGAUGCUGGGGCGACCUGAUGCUGGGUCGACCUGAUGCUGGGUCGACCUGAUGCUGGGGUGACCUGAUGCUGGGGCGACCUGAUGCUGGGGUGACCUGAUGCUGGGUCGACCUGAUGCUGGGGUGACCUGAUGCUGGGUCGACCUGAUGCUGGGGUGACCUGAUGCUGGGGCAUCAAUGUAUCACAUCCCAUGUAUCUAAUUUUAUUUUGAGGAUUCUUUGAAUACUAUUUGAUAAGCCAAAAUAACUAAUGAUUUAAACAAAAACUGGGUGAUAACGACUUUUAUCAACCAGUUCCUUGUGGAAAAUGGGAGACUUAAGCAUAAAUUGUGCAAAUAAAUAUUGUUAUAGUAUCAUUUCUAGAAUCUUAUUGUGAGGUAGGUGUAUCAUGGGAGGAUAGAUACUCUGCAUCUCAGGUGUUCAUAUGGUUAUGUAAGACGUCCUGUGUUGUCGUAAAUAUUCACAGGGGGAGAUGAGUUGUGUGAUUUAUUGAGAAAAUGUGACUGAAUCUGACAAUAUUGGGGCAUAUACGGAGGCGUAUACAUGUCCAUCAUCUCACUGGGGUAUUGUGCUGCUGAAUCUCGGAUCUAUACAAGGCUUAAGAAAAUAAAAGAAUCAAUGACUUUUGAAAAUAUAGUGUGGGCGGGCGGAUGGGUGGGCGUUUUUUUGGUUUUUUUCGCUUGUUCAAACUAGUAUGUAACCAAAUAAACAGUUGUGUACCAUCAACCUGGGAAAGAGCCUCCCAACAUAAACAAACAUACAAACUCCUAUGGCCGCCAUGACCAGUAAAGCAGUUUACAUGUAAAGGGAAGUAACUGUGUGCUAUAUUAGAUCGCAUUGUGUUUAAGUAUUAGGAUUUUUUUUAAAUUGAAAUAAAAACAAAUCAUGCGGCGGACUUCAUGUGGGUGUGGGCUGUGCCUGAGAAGCAAGACUAUUAUUUUUUUAGCCCAAUGUCCAUAGUUCAAAUCCCAUGAGGUGUGUGAGAAAUGCUCUGGCCGUAGUACAUCAUGAUAUUUGAUGUCUGAUUUCACAAUUGUCAUCAUGUAUUAUGUAACAUUUUUCUAGAUGUUAUGAUGUGAUUUCAAGAUUGAAAUGCAAAGUGUUAACCCAGAUAUGGGAACAUACAGAACGAAAGUGUGAAAUCAGUCAAUGCUCACACAAAAUCAAUGACCAAUAAACAAGUUACAUGGAAACACCCAACUUUAGGUUUACAAUUCACAAGGUGAUACAAGAGGCAGGAGCAAUGGGGGACAGGCCCUAGAAUUAAUGUCAGUGCACUCACAGAUUAUCAGAAUAUUGUCACCAGACCCUACGACAGCCAUGCCCGUUUGAGGGGCACAAGAGCCUAAAGUAACGUUUACAAAUUUGGUUAGAUCCACAAUCUGCUGAUUUACCAAGGAUCAUAAUAAUAGGUAAUGAGAUUUAAACAAUAGGAUCCUGCAUGCCCAAGGGAUGCAACUCUGCAUAUUGUCAUGUCACUAUAUCAUAGGGUAGCACAAUACAUGUUGUAUCUUGGGAAUGACAUAGUGCUAUUGCCACCCUCGAUAUCAUUGUAGCCCUAACGUGGUGACAAUAGAUAUUCUAGGAUAUCACAUCGAGAAACCCAGAGAUUCAAUGAUUCAACUGUUAGAAUAUAUAUGAUCAGUGAUUCAACUGUUUGAGUGUACAUGAUCAGUGAUUCAACAAUUCAAUGUUUGAGUGUAAAUAAUGAGUCUAUGGUUAGCAUGUGAUUGAGAGCUGUAAAAAUGUUUCAUAAAUGUACAUUUUGUAAAACAUGCAAUAAAAUGUAUUUAAAAAGAAA